Klebsormidium nitens is the source of this 582-nucleotide messenger RNA. NCBI's taxonomy places the organism in Eukaryota, Viridiplantae, Streptophyta, Klebsormidiophyceae, Klebsormidiales, Klebsormidiaceae. The record is from the annotation of a GenBank genome assembly.
AUGCUUGUGCGCAACGUGCUCACUCAGCCUGGGGCGCUCAACUUCCUGAGCAAGAUAAGGAAUGCUGGGUCUCUCGAUGCCCUGUACGUCAGCGGGAUGCUCCGCUUCUACUCAACGGAGGAGUACGGCAUCGGGGCUGACAUGCUCGUCGCGGCUGCGGAAGCAGGUCACGGUCCUGCGCUCUAUGAGUGUGGACUGAUACUGUCCCAUGGGAGCGGAGGCGACAAGCUCGAUGUUUGUCUCAGUUCGGCCAAUGAGCUCCUGUACAGGGCCGCGGUGCAGGGGUACGACCAAGCUGCAAUCGAGCUGGCCAUGCGCAUCCGGAACGGCUGGGGGUUCCAGAAGGACCGGCAGCUCGGCUCCAAGAAUGCUGCCGGGGUUCCCUACUGGAACGCACAAGGGGGCAACUUUCGGAUCGAGCGGCGGCUGCGAUCGGGAGUCGACGUGUCAUUCACCUUUGCUAUCCAGGAGGAUUUUUCGCUGGUCGUUUUACGAAGUAUCGCGGCAGGACCGCUCGAACCUUGCAUCGGCUUUGCCCCCGCAGAAGAUGAUGAUGAUGAACCGGAUACGACACUGGUAUGA